Messenger RNA from Poecilia reticulata (guppy), 882 nucleotides. NCBI's taxonomy places the organism in Eukaryota, Metazoa, Chordata, Actinopteri, Cyprinodontiformes, Poeciliidae. The record is from RefSeq and is a predicted model, not a curated record.
AUGAAAUCCAUCAUGUGUUGUGAUUAAUCCAGAGUCGGAGCUGCUCUGUAGCCGUUGUCCUGGUGGCUAACAGCGGGUUAGCACCGUUAGCCUGCAGMGGCUAACUCAUUUUCACAUUAAAAGUAGCUUUUAAUCGCAGCUGCAAUGGAAACAACRGCGACGAAAAGACGAGACAACAAAAAAUCCCUGCGGGUUAAAGUCAUCAGCCUGGGGAACGCAGAGGUGGGGAAGAGCUGCAUCAUCAAGCGCUACUGUGAGAAGAGGUUUGUUCCAAAGUACCUGGCAACAAUCGGCAUCGAUUACGGAGUUACGAAAGUUCAGGUCAGAGACAGAGAAAUCAAGGUGAACAUCUUCGACAUGGCWGGACAUCCCUUCUUCUACGAGGUCCGUAACGAGUUCUACAAAGACAGCCAGGGAGUGCUGCUGGUGUACGACGUGGGUCUGAGGGAGAGCUUCGACGCCCUGGACAGCUGGCUGGGGGAGAUGAAGCAGGAGAUGGGCUCUCAGGCCAACAUGGACAGCAUCGUCUUCGUYGUCUGCGCCAACAAGGUGGACCUGACRAAGCGGCGGGUGGUGGAUGAAGGUGAGGGUCGUCUGUGGGCGGAGUCCAGAGGGUUCCACUACUUUGAGACGUCGGCCCAGAGCGGCGAGGGCAUCAACGAGAUGUUCCAGGUAGUCCUGACGUCCUGUGAGCCGCAGAGCUUCCUGAUGGACCGGCUCGGUUCUGUUGGUGUUCUGUUCAUCAGAACCUCACUGAGCUCAGAAAACGUCACGAUUCACCGUGUUUAUAAAGGUUCCCAGCCAGAACCAGAACCAGAACCAGACAGCAUGAUGCUCAGUCAGGACARGAACCAAUCAGGAGACCCCUCCAAUUACCCAUAA